Messenger RNA from Phoenix dactylifera (date palm), 1112 nucleotides. RefSeq names its product LOB domain-containing protein 1-like. Lineage: Eukaryota; Viridiplantae; Streptophyta; Magnoliopsida; Arecales; Arecaceae. The record is from RefSeq and is a predicted model, not a curated record.
AUAUCAUCAUCGCUGCCUCCAAAGUCUUUCUCCAUUUCUCUAGCUCCCUCCCACUUCCUCUCUAUUUAUCUCGUCUCCUGGCCUCAAGGAACUACUCAACCGCGUUCCGAAAGAGAGUCCACCAGUCAUUCUUCGGCCUUCUCCCGUUGUGCUUUCCAUGGAGCCAAGUGACACCACCACCACCUUCCUCCACCACCACUUCUCUUCCUCUCCUUCAUCUUCUCCAACCUCCUCUCCUCCCUCCUUCCCUCCAACUUCUCCUCCUGUGGUGCUCAGCCCCUGCGCCGCCUGCAAGAUCCUCCGCCGGAGGUGCGUCGACAAAUGCGUGCUCGCCCCCUAUUUUCCUCCGACCGAGCCGCUCAAGUUCACCACGGCGCAUCGCGUGUUCGGCGCUAGCAACAUCAUCAAGUUCUUGCAGGAGCUGCCGGAGAGCCAGAGGGCCGACGCAGUGAGCAGCAUGGUGUACGAGGCCAACGCGAGGAUCCGAGACCCGGUGUAUGGUUGUGCGGGGGCCAUCUGCCAGCUCCAGAAGCAAGUGAGCGAGCUCCAGGCUCAGCUGGCCCGAGCGCAAGCCGACCUCGUCACCAUGCAAGCCCAGCACGCACACCUGAUCGCCCUUGUCUGCAUGGAGAUGGCUCAAUCCCAGCAGCAAUGCAUCCCUUCGCAGCCCGUCGACGGCCUCGCCGCCGGCCCUGUCGUCGAUGCGUUCUACCUCGACGCAGACAGCAGCCACGGCUCGAUAUGGGAGGAACCCCUCUGGACAUGAGUUGAGCAGAUGGAUCCAAGAUCUCGAGUGCUGAUUAGAUCAGUGGGGAGAGAAGGGAUUUGAGAGAAAAAUGAACCGUGACGAGGAGAUAGCACUGAUUGGUUAUUGUAUGGUCAAAGUAGAACAAGAAUAACUAACAGUCUCUUAAUAUAAUUAACACUGUCGGCAAUUAGAUCGGCUUCUACCUUUACCAGUCCUCCCAAAUCGAAGGAGGGUAAGGGGUUGAGACUUGUUGGUGAGCAUGAUGUUGCGGUUGUAGUCCAAGUUCAUGAGUUCCUUGUCAAACAUACUAUUGACUUCCUAAUUGUAAACUUGUCCUCUAAGAAACUAGCUGGUGACUCAAUCA